Molecule: messenger RNA, 3591 nt
Organism: Equus quagga
Lineage: Eukaryota; Metazoa; Chordata; Mammalia; Perissodactyla; Equidae
Gene: CTDSPL2
Product: CTD small phosphatase like 2
Exons: 13
Coding region: 175-1575 (466 amino acids)
Molecular function (GO): phosphoprotein phosphatase activity
Source: RefSeq, a predicted model, not a curated record
UGCGGUGCAGCAGGUCGGUAGGCGGGAAAUGGCGACUGGCUGAAGGAGCUGGCUCUGUUGCUGCUGCUGGCUAAGCGGGAAAGACACCACACAUUGCGCAGUCGGGACCAUCGCCGGAGCCUGAGGACACUUCUCUGUCGUCACAGUUAGUUUUACAUGUGGCACCCAUAAAAGAUGAGGCUGAGAACACGGAAAGCUUCUCAGCAAUCAAAUCAAAUCCCAACACAACGCACUGCCAGAGCAAAGAGGAAAUAUUCAGAAGUUGAUGAUAGCCUGCCUUCAGGAGGGGAAAAACCACCGAAGAAUGAAACUGGCCUGUUGUCUUCAAUUAAAAAAUUCAUUAAAGGAAGCACAACCAAGGAAGAGAGAGAAAAUCCUUCGAAACGGAGUAGAAUUGAACGUGAUAUAGAUAAUAAUUUGAUUACAUCAACACCAAGAGCAGGAGAAAAGCCUAACAAACAGAUAUCUCGAGUAAGACGGAAAAGUCAAGUAAAUGGAGAAGCUGGUAGUUAUGAAAUGACAAAUCAACAUGUAAAACAAAAUGGGAAAUUAGAAGAUAAUCCUUCCUCUGGCAGUCCUCCAAGGACUACCUUAUUGGGGACCAUAUUUUCUCCUGUCUUCAACUUUUUUUCACCAGCAAAUAAAAAUGGAACAUCAGGAUCCGAUUCCCCAGGACAGGCUGUGGAAGCUGAAGAGAUAGUAAAACAACUUGAUAUGGAACAGGUGGAUGAGAUCUCUACCAGUACUACUACGUCAACUAAUGGAGCAGCUUACUCAAAUCAAGCAGUUCAAGUGAGGCCAUCGAUAAAUAAUGGUUUGGAAGAAGCAGAAGAAACAGUUAAUCGUGAUAUCCCACCCCUUACAGCACCAGUAACUCCAGAUAGUGGUUAUUCAUCAGCCCAUGCAGAGGCCACCUAUGAAGAAGACUGGGAAGUAUUUGACCCCUAUUAUUUUAUCAAACACGUUCCACCACUGACAGAAGAACAACUAAAUAGGAAACCUGCUCUUCCAUUGAAAACAAGAAGCACACCAGAAUUCUCCCUAGUUUUAGACCUGGAUGAAACACUAGUACACUGUAGUCUAAAUGAGCUAGAAGAUGCAGCACUUACUUUUCCAGUCCUUUUCCAAGAUGUCAUUUAUCAGGUUUAUGUGAGAUUAAGACCAUUCUUCAGGGAAUUCCUGGAACGAAUGUCUCAGAUGUAUGAGAUCAUUCUUUUUACUGCUUCUAAGAAGGUGUAUGCAGACAAGUUACUGAACAUACUAGACCCUAAAAAGCAACUGGUCAGGCACCGGCUUUUCCGUGAACAUUGUGUUUGUGUACAAGGAAACUAUAUAAAGGACUUAAAUAUCCUUGGAAGAGAUCUUUCAAAAACUAUAAUAAUUGACAACUCACCACAAGCCUUUGCAUAUCAGCUAUCUAAUGGAAUCCCUAUAGAAAGCUGGUUUAUGGAUAAAAAUGACAAUGAACUCCUAAAAUUGAUUCCAUUUCUGGAGAAGCUUGUAGAACUGAAUGAAGAUGUUCGACCUCACAUCAGAGACAGAUUUCGCUUGCAUGAUUUGCUGCCCCCAGAUUAAGUACAAAGACUUGUCAAAUCACUGAAGGGGGAGAGAAUGCAGGACCCUUUUGGACUAAGACAAAAACAUUGCCAUUACUGUUGAAAUUUUGCAUUUUUGUACCCCGUCUUGCUUUUCUUAUCUUUGGUGCCCAAUAAUAAUCAAGGGUUACAGAAAGAGACUUUAUCUCAGAUUGAAUACAUACAGUAGGUAGGCUAAAACAGAAGAGUCUUUAGAACUAGUGCAACUCCAGUGAAAUUUUUUUAUGUACAGGACAUCUGCAGUUUAUAAAGAAUUCUGUUUCUGCCACCAGCAGUUUGACCUGUAGUCACACAGGAUUUUAUGAUAAUAACAGAGAUGAAAAUGGACUUUUAUUUUCUCUCUGUUUGGUGCUCUAAGUGGGUUUGUAGCCACUUUUCUGUUACUUUAAGAUUCUCAUUUCAACAGGAAUGGCCAGUAAAAGUUGUUUUAUUUUUCCUGUUAAGGUUUAUAACCUUUUUACAUUUUUGACCUGUAUUAGAUUAGAAUUUCAUUAUGCAUUCCUUUUAGUUGAGGCGCUUCAUAGUUUUCUGGAAAUAGUCAAUUUUUAGUUUUUUAUUAUACAUUUGAAUGGCCGUUUUCCUGCUUUGUCUGCCUGCAUAUUGUAUAUUUGUUUAAAAAUAUUCUCUACUUUUAGUCCAUGUAAGUUUCAUUUAGAAAGACAUGCAUUUAUAUUUUGUUUCUGUAAUAUUCUACUGUAGGUGAAAUCUUUUCAAAAAUCAAGAGACUGGUUAGAUAAGAAUAUAUGAAUGACUAAUAUUCAAAAGAUUUAAACCAUUGUGAUGGCAUGUGUUCCCAAAUGGUAAUAUCUUGCAAUGGCACACAGAUUUAAUGGAUAAAGGUAUACCUCAGACUUCACUGUGCUCACCAAUCUUUGAGGAGAAUGAGUUUGGUCACCUGCUGGGCUUGAUUUGGUUACUGCUGCCUUUGGUUUUCUCCAGGAAUGAAGUAUUCAGCACAGUGACUCAGUAUUUUUAGUUAUUUUGCAUGGGCUGGUAGUACCUCUGUUAUGCUCUCGGUUACAAUCAAUUUAAAACUCUGUGUAACAGUCUUGGUACCUUACAGUAGCUAUGCAUAAUCCUGUGGCACAGUAAACUCCCAAGCCACCAAUGCAGUCAAUAUGCUCUCAUAGUGGUUUUCUAUGCUAUAUGAAAAUAGUCUUCAAGCCUUGGUUCUCUAAUGCAGCUACCACAAGAGGUUGAUAUUUUUAUAGUGGCGUGUAAUCUCCUUUUCCGGAGGCUUUUUAUGGAAGGUAGAAUUUGUAAAAGUUAGUAUGCUUUGCCUCUCAACUGCAUUAACAUGCCACAGGCUCAGACUGUUUUUGUGUAAAGGAUGUCAAAGAACGGCACUUUUUCUAAAGAGAAGUUUGAUAUUUUGUAUGCUUGUUAAGAAAGUACAGUAUUGGAAAUUAAAGGUGGACAACUGAUAAUUGAGGAGUAUGUCACUUAAUUUUUUAUGUAUAUUACCUGUUUACUUGUACAACUUAUUGUACAAAUUACAUGCAGCUUCAUUUUCAAAUGAAUCCUUAAAAUAAGGAAAUCUUUUUAGGAAAACAUUUAAUUUUUGUAUUUUUGAUUUUAAAGGCAUGAGUUAUGUCAAUUUUCAGUGUAUUAAUGAAGAUUUUAACUUUUCAUCAGGUUGAGUGUUUUCUUACUAUAUUAUCUGUUGUGUAUGUAGUUAGCAUAUUGUGUCACUGAACUGUUUAAAAAUCUAGCAUGUAGAGCAAGCCUGUUUUGUGGAAGAUCCUUAUUCAUUAAAAAAUAAUCAUGGCAGAUUUUCUGCAAAAAAAAAGCAAAAGCAUUUGCAAUUCAGAAUACUGGGGUUUUUUUGUUUGUUUUUGUUUUAAUUUAAAGAAAGGUAUUUUGCUUGCAGGAAAAAAUACUACAGAUUCAUUUUAGUGAGAAUCUUUGAAAUGUAUUUAUCUUUAGGGCAUCUGGGCAUCUUUAUGCUGUUUGUCUUCUGUCUUUCUUGAAAUAAAAUGUACAUACGUUACCUUUA